Prorocentrum cordatum is the source of this 771-nucleotide messenger RNA. The record is from the annotation of a GenBank genome assembly. Lineage: Eukaryota; Dinophyceae; Prorocentrales; Prorocentraceae.
GCGGCACCAACUCAUAAAAGGCCAGCGAUGGUUGAACAGUGGCAAGGUACCUGGCAGGGAUCCUCGAUUUGGCGCCGGCAAUGAAAGCUGACAAAUAUAUUCGGCGGAACGGACGGCGCCGCACUGGCGAAAUACUGGGCAGACAACAAGGACGACAGGGCCCGAGUCAGCGGCGGCGCGCUGAAACACUACGGGCGCAGUGCGUUGACGUGGGCACGGCGUCGGGGCGGUGGAAGGCAAGUUGUGCGCAUUAGGACCCAGAGUUAAAGAUGCGCCCGAAUUGGCAUCACCGACGUGCGAGUGGCACGUGAACAUGACGUUUGCCCCGGCAAGCGACAGCAGCAGCGCAUUGCACAUGACGAAGAAGGGAGGGCCAGGAAAUAUGGAGCGCAUCGAGAUCCGACUCUUGGUUUUGCAGCAGCGGCUCGAGCAGAAGCGCCUGGAGUUCGAAAAGAUCCACACCGAUGACAAUGAAACAGACAUGCUGACCAAGCCGAUGACGGCUGUGCAAGAACAGGUGCCAGCCGCUGCCCGGUUUCGCGCCGUUCGUCGAGAAUUUCACCAGGCCUGGCGGCGAGGCCCUCGACGACGUCGGCGGCGGCAAGGCUCGUGGUGGUUUCGCUGGCGGCCAACCUGCGGCGCGAGCUGUCGCCCUGACGCGGGGCGGCCGUCGACCGCGUCCGACCGGCGCUGCGGCAGGAAGGAACCCCGCAGUGUCAGAUGUGGCGCCAGCGCUUUCGUCGUCUCCGAACCUAUCCUCUCUCUGCCUCU